UUAAGAAUUAAUAAAGUGUUGUUUACGAAAAUACAUGCGUUUCUUUUGUUUUAAAUCAUGUAUAUAUCUAGCAUCUUCCGGCGCUUGAAAAAGCCAGCGACUUACAAUCAACUACCGUAGUUUCCGCUCGUUGUUUUUAAAUCAUUGAAACAUCGGAUCUUCAAGCAACUAAGCGCAAUACCGAGCAAUACCUCUUUGCCUACAAUAUAAAUAAAAAAGCAGGCCGAGACAUUACCCGUGCCUACGGAAAAAAUACAAAGACGGUGUCAACCCGACAUUAUACAAACAAUAAGUAGCUCUCCAUAGUAGAGCGCGCUACGUUGCGACUCUUCCAAAUCCCGUACGCGGCGUUGCCGUUCUGCGGACCGGAUAGCGGCCGUCCGGCGCGCGGCUGCCGCUCCGCUUCGCCGCCGACAGUAUUGUGUAAACUCGCUAGGGGAAUAUACGCAUUUUUGCACAACGUUUACUACAAAAUAUACAUUUAUUAUAACAAAACACUGAAAAUUUGACGUCAAAAAUGUGGUUAAAGUAGUUUUAACUAAGUUUUGUGAAAAUUUUAAGAGAAACGGCCAUUUUGAAACCGGAUAAGAGCAGUUUGAAGAUAUCGAUAAUGUCGGACUCGGACACAAGUACCAGCAUGCAGCGGUUCUCGAAGAAGAUGAUAGCAACUCGCGAGCUGAUCGAGUUGGUUCGCAAGAAGCGGUGCCUGUGGGACCGCUGCCACCCCUCGUACCGCGACCGCGCCGAGAAGGACAAGUGCUGGCACGACAUCUACCUCGAGUUCGAGCCCGCCUACGACACGCUCGACGACAGCAAGAAGAACCUUAUAGGUACAAUAAUCACAAGGAAGUGGUAUAACGUGCGGGACUCAUAUGUAAAAUCACGCAAGCCCGGAGUGCGGCGGCCGUACUUGUACUCCGAGGAGAUGCAGUUUCUCGACCCCAUCUACCUGGUGGAUAAGAAGGGCCACGGAGACAAGAGCUUCAUGGAGGAGCGCGCUUCUAAUGACGAGGGAGACAACGACAACACACACAACUGGCUCAACGAGGUGUUCGUGGACAUCGAUGAGGGCGUGGAGAACGACGCCGGCGCCGGCCCCGCCAAGCGGCCCAAGCUCGACUACAGCGGCGGCAAGGAUGACUGCGACGAGAACAUCGUCACCGUCCUCGCCAACCUCAUACAGAAAGAGGAGGACGAGGACAGAGCCUUCUUCAAGUCCAUCACGCCCUCCGUCAAGAAACUCUCCGAGACCGCCAAGUUCGAGUUCCGGAUACAAGUCAUGAAGCUCAUCAACAGUUUGAAAAUGAGAGACAGACAAGUAGUGAAACUAAAACGAGAAAGGACGUCUAAUGUGGACUCCGAUAGCGAGUGAUAUUAAUUAUUAUGGUGCAUUAAAUAGUUUUAAGACAG
Trichoplusia ni (cabbage looper) is the source of this 1410-nucleotide messenger RNA. RefSeq lists its product as uncharacterized. The coding region runs from base 611 to 1372 and encodes 253 amino acids. Gene Ontology annotation, cellular component: transcription regulator complex; nucleus. NCBI's taxonomy places the organism in Eukaryota, Metazoa, Arthropoda, Insecta, Lepidoptera, Noctuidae. Gene Ontology annotation, molecular function: DNA binding. The record is from RefSeq and is a predicted model, not a curated record. The transcript is spliced from 3 exons. Gene Ontology annotation, biological process: regulation of transcription by RNA polymerase II.